CGUCAAAAGGAGGGCCAAUCAAGACCUGGACUGAUUUCGUUUCAGACUCGAGCUUUCAAUGAAACACCUAUUAACGCUCGAAAAUGUAGUGUCAUCCUUAGUAAACUGCUUUAUCUUCGUCAGCAGGGUGAAACGCUGGGUCGAUUGGAGGCAACAGAAGCAUUUUUCGCUAUCACCAAACUGUGGCAAAGUAAGGAUAUCAGUCUACGUCGUCUAGUUUAUUUGGCUAUAAAAGAAUUGUGCGAUAUUGCUAAUGAUGUGAUAAUUGUCACAAGCAGUUUGACAAAGGAUAUGACGGGUCGUGAAGAUACUUAUCGAGCACCAGCUAUCAGAGCUCUUUGUUGUAUUAUAGAUGGGAGCAUGCUUCAGGGCAUUGAACGUUAUAUGAAACAGGCUAUUGUUGAUAAAAAUUCUGCUGUAGCAUCAGCAGCAAUUGUUUCUUCAAUUCAUCUUCUGAAAAAGAAUCCUGAAAUUGUCCGUCGAUGGGCAAAUGAAAUUCAAGAAGCAGUUUCUUCUGAUAGUAAUAUGGUACAACUGCAUGCUCUUGGUCUUCUCUAUAAUAUUCGAAGUAAUGAUCGUUUGGCAGUAAAUAAACUUGUACAGAAAUGGAGCAAAUCACUAUUACCAUCACCAUUUGCUAUCUGUUAUCUUAUUCGAUUAGCUGCCAAACUUAUCGAAGAAGACGAUGCAGGAUCAGAAAGUCCACUUUUCCAAUAUAUUGAAUCUUGUCUUCGUCACAAAUGUGAAAUGGUGAUUUAUGAAGCGGCUUCGGCUAUAGUUCGUUUAUCUAAAACUACGUCGUCGGAACUUUCACCAGCUGUUUCAGUUCUUCAGCUGUUUUGUUCGUCACCAAAACCAGCUUUGAGAUUUGCUGCUGUUCGGACUUUGAACAAGAUAGCAAUGAAGCAUCCACAAGCUGUUAUUUCUUGCAAUGUCGAUUUAGAACAAUUAAUUACGGAUCAAAAUCGUUCAAUUGCGACACUUGCAAUAACAACGUUAUUGAAAACAGGAGCUGAAUCCUCUGUUGAACGUUUGAUGAAACAAAUCAGCACAUUUGUGAAUGAAAUUAGUGAUGAAUUUAAGAUCGUUGUUAUUGAUGCUAUUCGUUCACUUUGUGAGCGUUAUCCUCGUAAGCAUUCUAUAAUGAUGUCAUUUCUGGCAACGAUGUUACGCGAUGAUGGUGGAUAUGAUUAUAAGAAAAGUAUUGUGGAUACUGUUAUUUUUAUUAUUGAAGGAAACCCCGAUGCGAAAGAAGCUGGGCUGUCACAUCUGUGUGAAUUCAUCGAAGACUGUGAACAUUCUGCAUUAGCUACCCGCGUCUUGCAUCUUCUUGGCCGUGAAGCUCCAUCAACACCUAAUCCUUCCCGUUAUAUACGUUUUGUGUACAAUCGCGUUUUUCUUAUAUCUUUAAAUUAUUCUACCAAAAUGAGAGUUCGUGCGGCAGCUGUAAGUGCACUCGCCAAAUUUGGUGCUCAUUGUCCAGAUUUACGUACAUCAAUUGAAGUUUUGCUUCGACGUUGCUUGUUGGAUACAGAUGAUGAAGUCCGUGAUCGUGCGGCAUAUUACCUUGCAAUUCUUCAAAGCAAUAAUCCAAAGCUGAUCUCAAACUACAUUUUGAAUGGCCUUCAAGUGUCAGUCAUAGCGCUAGAACGAGCGCUGGAACAGUAUGUUAAAUCUGGGCAGUUUGAUUCACCAUUCGAUAUUAAAUCUGUGCCAAUAUCCACGGAAUCGUUAUUGGUUCCUGAGACUCGGAAGCCUCUUUCUGUCGAAAUAGCUCGGACAGAGGAAAAGAAAAUUUCUCGCCUCGAUAUUUAUGCUGAACAAUUGUCGAAUAUCAACGAAUUUAUUCGAUUGGGUCCACUUUUACGAUCAUCACAGCCUGUUGCACUGACCGACGACGUCACAGAGUACACGGUCGCUUGUAUCAAACAUACAUUUAAAAAUCAUAUUGUAUUACAGUUUGACUGCAAGAACACAUUGAGUGAUCAAAUUCUGGAAAAUAUAACCGUUGAAUUGGAUGGCAUUUCGGACGGCUGGAUUGUUUUGCAUGUUAUUCCUAUCUCAAAACUUCCUUUUUCAGCAUCUGCAACGAGCUAUUUGCUUUUAAAGAUACCUGAGCCAGCAGUGGCGGUCACUUUUGCUGCUACUCUCAAAUUUCAAGUGAAGGAUGUCGAUCCGACUACUGGAGAGCCGGAAGGCGAUGAGUUUUAUGAUGAUAGCUUUGUGUUGGAAGAAGUGGAAAUAGGUGUUGCUGAUUAUUUGCAACCUUUACAAUUGGAAAAUUUUGCUCUUUCUUGGGAAGAAAUGACUGAAGAAAAUGAAUUGGAGGAAACAUUUGCAUUGUCCACUGUUCAUUCACUUCAAGAUGCUGUUCGCGAAUUAAUUAAAUGUAUUGGAAUGAGUUGCUGUGAACGAACAGACCGAGUAAUGGAAGGGAAAAGCUCGCAUACUUUACUUCUGGCAGGAAUAUAUCGUGGAGAGCACAAUGUUUUUGCUAAGGCUCGACUAGCAUUGAAUUCAUCUGACCAAACAGUCACGAUGACUCUUCUAAUCAGAUCACUUAACCCAGCUGUAAGGGAAGCUAUCGCGAGCGCCGUUGAAUAG
Messenger RNA from Dracunculus medinensis (Guinea worm), 2604 nucleotides. Lineage: Eukaryota; Metazoa; Nematoda; Chromadorea; Rhabditida; Dracunculidae. The record is from the annotation of a GenBank genome assembly.